Messenger RNA from Erythranthe guttata (spotted monkey flower), 696 nucleotides. The record is from RefSeq and is a predicted model, not a curated record. Lineage: Eukaryota; Viridiplantae; Streptophyta; Magnoliopsida; Lamiales; Phrymaceae.
AUGUCGAAUUACGUACCAACAGACCUCCUGAUCGAAAUCCUCCAGAAACUGCCGGUUAAAUCCUUAAUCCGGUUCGCCGCCGUCUCCAAAUCGUGGCGGUCGAUUAUCACCAGCGCCGCCUUCAUCGCUUCCCACCUCUCAAAAGUUUUACCCCACCCUACUAUCAAUCCGGAAGACGCCUACAUUUCUGUACUCGGUUUCGGAGUUGAUGCCGGUCGUACCCACCACAAGGUAGUGAGGUUUCUUUACUGCAGAAACGCGGCCGGUAUUUUUACGACACGGGUUGAGAUAUUUUCCCUCAAGACAUGGAGUUGGCGGAGGUUGAUUGGUGGAGUUGAUAUUACUCUGGACGCUUAUCCAAGUCUGUAUUUUCGUCAAGUUUUCUUGAAUGGGGUUGUGCAUUGGCUCAUCGAGCAAAAACCGAUCGGUGACAAUAGUUUUCGUCGUAGUUAUAUUCUGGCCUUUGAUGUUGGAGACGAGGUAUUCCGUGAAGUGAUGUUGCCGGAAUGGGAGGCGGGUGGUUCGGGUUUCGCAAAGUUGAGAAUUUUCGUGAUUAAGGAAUCACUCGGGGUUGUCAAGUCAACUGGCGAGUCGUGUGAUGUGUGGGUGAUGAAGGAGUACUGCGUGAAAGAAUCUUGGACUAAGUUAUAUACCGUUCGUUUGUUUGAAAAGAUAAAAAAUGUGGUUGCUUUUUGA